AGUACCGUUGCCAAAAUAGCACGAGAAAAAAAAAUUACAGAUCCGUAUUAUUAGAUCAAGUAAAAAGCGGCAGAUGAGAUGAGACUCGGAGAAGGAUUUUAUAUAUUCAAUUCGACCAUACAACGGUUAGAUUCGACCUUGGCUUUGGCACGGCGUAGUCCAGUUCAAGGAUAAAAACCUGAUCAUGAUGAUGUAUGACAACAACACAGACCUGAAUAACUGAAUAAUAGUUUAAAGUCGAUCAUACGAGGACGCCGCGUCAUAGAAAUAAACCCUCGGCACUUUUUAAAGGAAUUAUUCGCGAGUGAUUUCUGUGUUGUUUUUUUUUUGUUUUGCCUGUGAUAGAGAUGGACCCUUUUAGAGAGUUCCUCGGUCCUACUGACACCAAACAAGAGCGUCUCCUCGCAUUCUUUCGCGAUCAAAAAUACGUCGACUGCAUAUUCCGGAUCGAGGAUGAAGAAAUCAAAGCGCACAAACUGGUUUUGGCCUGUUGCAGUCCCGUUUUCGAAAAAAUGCUCUUCGGAGACCUCGCCACCGACGAGAUCAUCGUCGAGGAUGUCAAAAUCGAAGAGUUCACACAGAUGCUAGAAUACGUUUACACCGAGAGUAUUAGUUUUAGUUCAAUCUCAAAUGCCUGGUCAGUAUUUUACGUUGCUCAAAAAUAUUUUAUUAACGAUCUUGUUGAUGUAUGUUUAAGUUAUGUUAAGCAAAACGUUACGUUAAGCACAUUGGUUUUGAGUUUUGAAUACUCUGAGCUGUACAAUUUGAAUAAUAUGAAGAUGGCUUAUAUGCAUGAUAUAAUUCAAGCUGUGGGAAGUGUUAUGGAGGGCGAUUAUCACAUGAAACCGUCCACAUUAAGAUCUCUAUUGAACGAAGAUCUUUUAAUCACAAAAAGUGAUCUCUUAUGCAAAAUUCUAGAUUGGGCUUUGGUCGAAUGCGAAUGCAGAGGCCUCGGCGCUAAUCCAGAGACUCUGGUCGAAAUUCUUAAACAGGAAAACCUUUUAAAGCAUAUUAACAAACGAUGGUUAUUCGAUAUAACGUGCGAAUACUGUAACGAAACUUUGAUCAUGUGCGACUGCGUUGAUGAUCGCUUACAUAAAACCUUAAUGUACCUGAGCAGUGACUCUAUUUUAGAUGAGAAAGAAGACUUAGUAGCACAUAAUGCCAAAGUUUUGCCGUCCAUUUGCAAAGUACGUAAAGUUUACAAAAUUGCUCGUAGAAUAGAUUUACAUAAUAACGAAGCGUUUCUUUCGGGUUUAUCGACUAAUUGCGACCUAGUUGUGACCGGUUUGUUUCUUUGCACUGAAAUGAACGGGAGCUUCGACGAUUCUUCUCAGGAAUAUAAGGGGCAAGUUACUAUAAGAUUUUGCGAAUUAGGCUCCGAUGAAAAUAUAGUAAAACCUACAAUAUUGAACGGGUCAUUCCCUUAUAACUCUGAAAUGUUCAUACCCCUAAGGUAUCCGGUUACAAUAAAAUUAUAUAGCUUGUAUAACAUACGAAUCUCAUAUAAGAACUUUGGCAAUAAGGAGCGGUCUAGUAUUGUAUGUAGUUAUAUGAGCGAUGAACUGGUAGAUUAUAAGCGAAGCGGUCUUUUAGGUGAACCCCCGAAAUUGUUUUUCUAUGAUAUGUUUGGAACGAUCGUGAAAGGGGUUGCGUUUCUUCCUUUAUGACGCCUCUUAUAGCUGAUAAUAAUUUAUUUAGAUUUAUAGGUAUUUAUUUUCAUUUAUAAAUAUUGAAUAUAUGCAUGAAAAAUUAAUUAUCGUAUUUAUUUAAUUUGAAUAAAAUUAUGCGCAAGAAUAUGGGCCCUAAAAAAGCGAUAUCUCAGCUAAUAUGAGAGCUACAACUCAAUUAGAAUUUUUCCGAUAGGGCCCAUAAAAGCCGAGAUAUCGACCUUCAAAAUUUGGGUUUUUUCACCAUUAAAUUUGGUUUUUGAAAUUAGUUUAACGCGUUGAAGGACACCUGCUUUUCCCUUAGGUUAAUAUAUCGGCACUAGCGGCAUAUACCGCAAAGCGUAAAGCGCUUUGGUGGACACUGGCGUGAUAUAACGCGUUUGCUGUAUGGCGGUUUUAUAGCAGUUAGCGUCAAAUGCCGAUAAUUUACUAUGUAUUUAGGGUAGGCUGGGCACCAAAUACUCAGAGCCACUGGGAAAAUACACCAGUGUCUUUCAAGCGGAAAUACACGCUAUAGAAAGAUGCGCUCAAUUAAUCCUGAACAAAGACUACCUCAAGCAGGACAUCGCAAUCUUCACCGACAGUCAAGCAGCCAUAGCAGCACUGAGUUCACAUGUCAUCAGUUCUAAAAUGGUAAGAGACUGUUUGGGCAAACUUAAUGAGGUAGGAAAGAGAAAUAAAGUCACAAUAUUGUGGGUACCUGGACAUACAGGCGUGCAAGGUAACGAAGAAGCCAAUAUUCUGGCAAAAAAGGGAUCUGGUUCUCAAUUUGUAGGACCGGAACCUUUCUGCAUCAUAGGAAAGAAUACUUACCUAUAUGAGCUUACAAAAAUGGAGGAUCAACUCAGAGAAAGCCUCUGGGAUGAUCAUCCAGGGUUGAGACACUCCAAGAUGUUCCUUGGAACCCUCGACCCAAAAAAAUCUAAAGCUCUAGUAAGUGUAACUAAAACUAAACUACGGAUUGUAACAGGAUUCCUAACAGGGCACUGUCACCUUCGAGAGCACCGCAGGAAACUAAAACUAGAACAGACAGGUGAAUGCAGAUUCUGUGGGGAAGAGGAAGAGACCCCAGAACACCUAGUAACUGCAUGCGAAACAGUUGCCGAAAGUCGUGCCAUGCACCUCGGUAAUUAUGAAAUUCCAGAAGGAAAUAUCACAUUACUGGAACCGUCACAACUACUAGCCUUUAUUAAAGCCAUAGGAUUGUACGAAGUAAUUUGACUUGAGAAUAACAUCAAGCAGUAAUCAGACAGGGGCACACAAUAGAUCUUUUAGGUCGCAGUGAAACUUCACCCUUAUUUUAAUCUAAUCUAAUCUAAUCUAGGGUAGGCUGUCAUUCUAAAAACCCGCUGGCAUAUAUUUAGGACGAGUAGUACAAAAAAUUCUCUGGUUUCGGGUUAUAGUAGUUUAUUGAUGACCGCGGUCCAGUUAGCACGUGUUUAUAAAAAAAUAAAUUAAAAAAUGGACGAAAACGAACGGCAAAAACUUCUUAAACUUUACGAAGAGUGUGAUACAGAUGAAAUGUCUUCAGAAUAUGACCCCUUUAGCGGAGAUGAUGACUCGGACUACGAAGCCGAUAGUGGCGAAUUAAACGAAAGUUCAAGUGAUAGUGAACUGGAAAAUAAAAAUUAUCAAAGGGAUAGACGUAAGUUUAUCUAUCGUAUUAUGAUAUUGUCAAAUAUUGAGUAAAAAAACU
Anthonomus grandis grandis is the source of this 3366-nucleotide messenger RNA. RefSeq lists its product as uncharacterized. The coding region runs from base 348 to 1670 and encodes 440 amino acids. The record is from RefSeq and is a predicted model, not a curated record. Gene Ontology annotation, cellular component: cytosol; P-body. Gene Ontology annotation, biological process: neurogenesis. Lineage: Eukaryota; Metazoa; Arthropoda; Insecta; Coleoptera; Curculionidae. The transcript has 2 exons. Gene Ontology annotation, molecular function: protein binding.